AUGGGACACAAGGGGGCUGGGUUCAAGUCUAGAGUUUACAAUGCGCAAGCAGUGGUUAUUGACAAUGGCUCUGGAGUGUGCAAGGCAGGAUUCUCUGGAGAAGUCGGUCCACAGAAAGUCAUUGCCUCAGUUCUUGGAUGCCCCAGAAGCAAGCUAUCCCUAUCCAAGGCCAAGCAAAAGGAAUGCUACAUAGGGGAAGAAGCCCAGAGUAAGCGAGAAGCAUUGGCCUUGAGGUACCCCAUAGAAGGUGGCUUUAUUAACUCGUGGGAUGACAUGGAAAAGAUCUGGAAGUACAUCUACGACAAAGGGCUGGGAGUCAAACCUUUCGAGAGGCCUCUGUUCAUGACUGAAUCUCCGCUGAACCCGAAGGAGGAUCGAGCCAAGCUCACUCAACUGAUGUUUGAACGCUUUAAGGUCCCGGCUUUCUACCUCUCCGUCCCAGCCAUACUGUCUCUCUACGCUUCAGCACGCUAUACAGGGGUCGUGAUGGACAGCGGCUUUGGCACCAGCCUUGCUGUGCCAGUUUAUGAGGGGUACUGCUUGCCCCAUGCGGUCACCAGGCUGGAACUUGGUGGCAAAGAUGUCACCGCGCUCCUGAGAGAACUUCUCCUGGAAAACAGACACUUCUUCCGAACCUUCCCAGAAGGGAACAACUUUGCGGAGGACAUCAAAGUGAAGCUGUGCUUCGUGGCUGUGGACUCCAGCCAGGAGCAGAAAUCAAAGUUGAUCCCCAAAGAGUAUGAACUUCCCGAUGGAAACAGGAUCAAAAUUGGUGACCCUCUCUUCCUAGCACCAGAGAUCCUGUUCACACCCAGCAGCAUCCACAGAAAUGGGCCGGGCCUCCACAAAAUGAUCGCCAGGAGCAUCAAGAAGUGCGACCCCAGCAUCCGCCGUGAUCUUUACGGCAACAUGCUGCUUGCCGGGGGUUCCUCUCUCUUCCCAGGACUGGAUGAGAGGGUUUUUAAGGAGCUAGAAAAUCAAGUUCCUCAAGGGGUCCCCAUCAAGGUAAUCUCACCCCCCGAUCGGUGGUUUUCAACAUGGAUUGGAGGCUCCAUCAUCACAUCUAUGAGCACCUUUAAGCAGAUGUGGGUCACUGCCACCGACUACAGAGAAUAUGGACCAAACAUUGUACAGAGGCGGUGCUUUUAA
Messenger RNA from Varanus komodoensis (Komodo dragon), 1149 nucleotides. Its product is annotated as actin-related protein T2-like. The record is from RefSeq and is a predicted model, not a curated record. The coding region runs from base 1 to 1149 and encodes 382 amino acids. The transcript has a single exon. Lineage: Eukaryota; Metazoa; Chordata; Lepidosauria; Squamata; Varanidae.